This is a messenger RNA of Galleria mellonella (greater wax moth), 1252 nucleotides long. RefSeq names its product leucine-rich repeat-containing protein 57. Lineage: Eukaryota; Metazoa; Arthropoda; Insecta; Lepidoptera; Pyralidae. The coding region runs from base 263 to 979 and encodes 238 amino acids. The record is from RefSeq and is a predicted model, not a curated record. Gene Ontology annotation, molecular function: protein binding. The transcript is spliced from 2 exons.
UCUCUUUAAUCUGUGGUAUUUGUUUUCUAUAAUUCGUAUACCUACUUUACACAUAAUAAUUCUACUGUUCGGUUUUUUAAAGUACUUAGUAAUUAUUUGAUUUUCAUUUAAUUAUCCCAUUCGUUUAAUGCGCAAGAAAUUGUAUACCUACUUUUUGCUCAGCUAAUAUAUACAGCCAUAGUUUCACCACUUAUAGCUUAGUAAAUUGAAUGUGUUCUUCUAUUUUAAACACUUAUUCGAACAUAUGAAUUGUGUUUAAAAAAUGGGCAACUCAAGUCAAAAACAGCACUAUGAAACUGCCUCGAAGACUGGUGUUCUUCAAUUGACCGACUAUAAAUUAAAGGAAGUACCAAUAGAAGCGUUAAAUUUAUGCGAUAUGCUGAGAAACCUAGAUCUGUCGAAGAAUAAAUUAGCGUUUUUGUCAGAAGAAAUUAGCAAAUUCAAGCAACUCAAACAAUUAAAUUUAGAAGCAAAUAGAUUGGAUGUACUACCAAAUUCACUGGGUAAUUUAAAGAAACUUGAGUUAUUUAAUAUCUCUAACAAUUUUGUGUCAUCAUUGCCACAGUCAUUUGCAAAUUUAAUUAAUCUGAAACAUGUUUAUUUAAACAAUAAUAAGUUUAAGGAGUUUCCUACUCAACUAUUGAGGCUCAAUAACUUAGAGGUGGUUGAGUUAUCAAAUAACAAAAUUACAAAAAUCCCUGAAGGAAUGUCAGAAUUUCAUGCAAUGGAAUUAAAUUUAAGCCAAAAUGAAAUUUCAAUAAUUAGUGAGGAUUUGCAUCAAGCACCGAGACUGAAAAUAUUGAGAUUAGAAGAGAAUUGUUUGAGUUUAGAUGCAAUACAACCAAGUUUAUUGAGAGAUUCCAAAAUACAUACAAUAAAUUUAGAUGGAAACUUAUUUGAGGCAAAACAACUGGCAUCUGUUGAAGGAUACAAUGAGUACACAGAGAGAUACACUGCAAUGAAGAAGAAGAUGUUUUGAUUGUACACUCUUAGCAUAAAAUUUUCAAAUAGAUUAAUAUUAUAAAAAGUUAAUUUUUUUCAUGAAAAUAAUAUUUAAAGUUACUGUUUUAUUGUUAUUCUUUUCUAGUAUAUUAUUAAAUUGUAACAACCUGUAAUUAUUGUUAUGAAUUUGUAGUAUCAAUUGUUUUAGAUGUGGAUUUAUAAGUUCAUAUUAAUAUAUGUCACUUCAUGUUUACAGAUUUAAUGUCAGGUAAAAGCAUUUUACAAAAUAUAAUUAUGGGUAAUUUCAAAA